AUGCCUUCAACUGCCCUUAUGUAUAACCAAAUAGUCGAGGCAUCCGACUUAAUAACAAAUCCAAACGAUUUAACUGAAAAAACUAUUAAAGGAUUAUUCUCUUCAGGCGCUUCUUUUAUAGAUAUUGAGUUUCCAUUGUAAAUAUUAUAAACUGCUUCCCCUUCAUUUACUAGUUUAUACGCCUAAGAUCUCGCUACAGGCAUAAAAAACGGAAAACCGGUUCCUUUUGAAGAUAAAACAGGAAGUUUAGGUACUUCUACAGAAAAAGGAAGCGCUACUUUUUCCCAAACAACUGCAGGGACAAUAAUAAACCUGACUUUCAGUUCUCUAAAUUUAGCCUAAAUUCCAAAAAAAGAGGACGAAUUAAAUUAAGAGUUAAUUCCUGGAGGAUCAGAUAUGUAAAUAAGUAUUUUAAUUGAUAAUCCAACAACUACUGUUACUACAGGAAAUUUCAUGUUGAAAUUUUGUCUUGAUUCUGCUUGUUUAUAUGAAUAACAAUCUAUAAAUAUUAUUGGAAUAUCCAUAAUAGAUAUAAAAGAGCUAAAUUUGAGACUAUAUCAACCCCAAAGCACUGCCUUUUUUUGUCAAAGUUAGGACCAAUGUCCAUUAAGUUUCUCGUUUAAAUUCCCUGAUAAAUUAGAUAAAUUGGUUGACUAUUUAGUUUUAGAAAAUCCUUCAUUUAUGGAUACUAUAAUAUCUUUUGAUAAUACCUAAAGUAAAGAACUUGCUUGCUUUUUUUAAGAUUUUGCCUCUUAUUAUUGUUUUUAUGAUUCUGUCUAGAAAACUAUAAAUAUAUUUGCGCCAUCUAAUACUGAUAUUUUGAAAGAUACAAUAUUAAGAAUUUAAAUUUUUUCUUGGAGAGAUACUUUAUAUCAAACAGGAACAAAUUUAAUUCAGAAUUUUAAACUUUUGCCCACAUACAGCUUUUAUAAGGCCACUCCUGAGAAAUUAUAAGAUAUUCCGAUUUCUUUGUAGAAUGCAGGCGGUUCAAUACUUUAAGUAAAAAAAUGGUGGCAUUUUAUUAAUUAAGGAUUUAUGAAUGCUUAUUUCUGCUUUUAUACGACUAAUAUUAAUAGAGACUCUUUAUUAAAAGUUUAUUUCUAGCUUUCUCAGCCUUCUAAUGAUGCACUACCUGAUACCAAAGUUUGGGGAAUGUUCGAAUUAUCGCUAGAAACAAUGAAUGAAGUAGGCUAAACAUUAAUUCCUUACAAUCUACAUAGUAGAUUUUACAAAUCAAAUCAAGAAAUAGAUUGUUUAUGUUAAAAUAACAUAAAUCUUCUUUUUAAAUGUUACGUAUAAUACUCUGGAGUCAGCAAAGAAUCACCCACAUCUAUUAUAAUAAAGCCUUAAUAAAUUUUAGCUGUAAAUGAUAUUCUUUUAUUAACUUUCCCUAAAAUAAGUAUGCCUUUAGUCGAAAAUUACUAUGUGAGAUUAUAAUUGAGAUAAAUAACUUAUGAUUCUAUAAAAAAAGAGCUUAUUUAUUUAUCCGAUAAACCCUCCGAUUUUGUAUUUUUGACAACUAAAUAUACCACAAUUUAGACAAAUUAAUUACUAGACACUUCCAUUGAUAAUAAAGUAGGAAGUCCUAACAAUAUUUUAUGGUAACUAGGAAAUACAAAUGAUUUGAAAAAAAAUACACGAGAUAGAAUCAUUAUAGGAACUAAGACAGAUGAAAUGAUAUUCGAACAACCUGCAAAUCCUGUAAGUAAAACCUUAAAAACGACAAGUGAUUAAGGAAAUGUCUGGAUAUAUACACUCGCCUAAUGGUUAGAAAUAGAACCUACUGUAAAUAUUUCCGGAAGUUCUUUAUAAAUAAGAACUAUAGACUUUAAAAACAUGCCCUAUGAAAUUUAAUAAGGAGUCUAUUUCACAGCUGAAACAUGGUCCACAGGAGAUAGCAAAUUAGACACAAAAUACAAUAAAUUAGAUAUGGCUGAUCCUCAUCCGUUUGUAUAAUCUGAUUUUUAAUUUGAAAAUAAUUUGGUUGGAUUAGUAAAUAAAUUUACUUUUACAUUUUAACCCUUCAAUAAUAUUCCUAAAAGUGGAAUUAUAACAGCCUAUUGGGCUACAGGAACUCCUAAUCCAGAUAAUAAUUGGGAAUUUACAAAUCAAUAUUGUAAAAUUUUGAGUGGACUAGACGACCCUGAUUGUUAAAUAAUUUAAGAUAAAUUAAAUAACAUACUUUAGAUUUAAAUUAAAGGUUAGGCCUCUAAUUAUAAUGCAGCAAAAGAUGGACCUAUUAAAUUGUAAAUCUAGCUCAGAAAUAGUGUUGAUCCAGGUCUCAGAUCAAAUUUUAAAUUCAGUAUAUAUUGGGAUUAUUAUGGAUAUAAUAAUAGAGUAUAAGUUUCUGGCUCAAAUUUAUCCUAAAGAAGGAGAACAUGUGAAAACUUACUAUAUUCAUCUAUAAAUUUAAUAAGUGUCAAUCCUAUAUAAUUAACAUUAUUAGAAAGAUAUUAAAACGAAAUUGAAAUUUGUGGCGGAAAUAUAGGGCCUUUAUUAGUUACAUUUUAAUUGAAUGAAAGUUUAUAUUAUCCACAUGAUUAUAUAAUAAUUGACUUAUAUAAUAUGUUAAUAUAUGAUUUAACUAUCCCAGAUCCAAGAAUAUAGGAAGUUAUUUGUUAUUUUAAUAAUGUAAGUGACCCUAAAAAAAUUAAAAUUAAAACAUUCCGUUGUGAUUUUGAUUAAGUAAACAAAAGAAUAUUAGCAUAUGUACCGGAAGAAAUGAACCUUUUAUAUACUAAUAGAUAUAAUCUUUAUAUGACUAUUAGAACUGAUAAUGUUGAUACAUGGGGAUUUAAAAUCAGUGGGCCAUCCAAAGCUAGAUGGACAAGAAUAAGUACAAAAAGAGAAACAGGAGCACCUUCAGCUACCGCGGCUGAAAAAGCAACAUAUUAUGAUGUUGGUUGGGUUGAAGCUUUAAUUCCUCCCUGUCCUUUUGAUAAUAAUUAAUUUAGCGUAUAUGCAUUAACCCACGAGUUUAAUACAUUAGAUUAUAAUAGUAUAAUUGAUGCUAACAAAAACAAUAAUAAAUACAUUUACAAUUUAUUUAAUAUAACUCUAGCAACAACAGGAAAUGAUAUUGAAGUAAGCGACCCUUCUAACCCUUUCAGAACAAGAAUGGUUUUCGAGUUUUUAACACAUAAUGGAGUUUUCAGAAGCUGGGAUGAAGAUCCGACAGGUAACAAAUUAAGUUAAACAGGCCCUGCUGCUUGUGGAACAUUAUUUAAUUAAUAUCUCGGUAUUGCUACAGCUGGAAAAUAAAACUCUCCUAAAUCUUUCGACUCUUAUUCUCCUGGCAAUAUAGAUAUUGAAUGUACUGUAUAUCCAUCCAGAGGUCAAAGUUUAGAAUAACCAACAUACAUAGUAAUGGAAAACUAUGAAAAAAUAUUUGCUGGCAAUACUUUUAAUAUUAAUCUUGGAAAAAUAAAAAAUCCAAAUAAACCUAACCAUGGAACAACAUAUGAAUAUAAAGUAUAUGAUGACACUAAAAGAUACUAAACAUCCGCCCAUAUUCGUAUCCAUAUAGAAUAAAGAUAAGUUGACGGCACAUAUUAUCACGAAAAUACUCCAAUAAGUUUAUCUACAGCAACAUUCAAAAUCAGCCACUACGAUACUCGAACAAACUUCCCACUUCGAAAUGUCACAUAUGAAAUAAAUAGCCUCACCAGUCAAUUAUCGAAUUCAAGAACUGCUAUUGUAGUAUAAUACUCAGAACCUUACGAAUUAGUCUCAAAAGGAGAUUGUAUAUAACAUAAUAAAGACCUACCUUCAGUGCCACAUGGACCAGUAGCAUGUGCAUUUAUAAAAUAAAGUAAAUGGGUAGUUUUAUCAAACAACUUAGUAAUAAAUCCUCCUGAAAAAUAUUUAGUGAUUGAAUGGGAGCCUACUAGCCGUAUGAAUCCUCCAUAUACAUUCGAUUAUAUAUAGAAAAAUUCUCCUUUGAAUGCAUGGGUUUAUAGUAAUAAAAGAGUCAUAAUGCGCCGUAUCUAAGAUUUAAUAUCUCCAGUUUAAUAAAAAUGCUUAGUUUUAAUGGAAACUACAGCUGCAGAUAAUCCCCAAAACAGAGAAGUUACAUAUAGAAUAGGCGUAUAUUUACAAACAUUAUCUUCAUUUAUGUAAACAAUAGAGUUAGUCGCCCCUAAAGAAUUCCAAAACAUUAGAAGAUGUAGAAUUAAAAAAGGAUUAGUUUUAAAUAAUGUAAACGAUUUGAAUGAUAAUAUAAAAUGUACAAUCAUUUACUAAACGACUUGGCUAAUUAAAAUAACUAAUUUCAAAUUCAAAAAUAUAAACGAUGAUGGACUGCUAGUACUCGAGUUAUUAAUUAUGAACCCAUAUAUAUCUGGAUGGACAAAUUAAUGGAAAUGCAAAACUUAUGCAAUGGACGAAUAAAAAAUUCAUGAUUUAAAUUAUUAAGCUGAAGGAAGUACAUGGGUAGGUGAUUUUGUACCUUUCCCGAACUUAUUUAGAGUCUAUAGAAAUACUGUUAGUUUUUAAGAUAGGAGAGCUUCAACUAAUGAUUAUGCAGAAGUACAUAUGAGAAUUAUUCCUAAAAAAACUCACCCACAAACAGAUGAUUCGAACAAAACUUAAAUUGAAAUUUGGAUGCCUAUAGAGUUCGAUAUUCCAAACGGAGGAUAAAGAGUUUGCGAAGUUACACAUAAAUAUCAUGAUGAUACAAGUGGCUAAUAUUGUGAAAUCACUUCUGAUAGAAAAAUAUUUGUUAAUACAAAUAGAUAUUAAGGUCUUAUGGAUAAAUGUGGAUUAGUUUCAGCUACUACAAUAAACAGUAUAAAUAAUUAAAAUGGUGUAAAAUUGCCUUCAGUUGCAGGAAAUAAUAACUUCCAAGUAUUCAUAACGUCUGAAUAAAACGGAAAAGUGACAAAAGAAUAUUCCGAUUUAGGUGCAACCACAAAACCCUAAUAACUAAGUACAUCUUCAACAGGAGAUUAGUUUAAUAUUUCUGUACAAGAACAAGAAACUUAAGAAAAACAAAGAGUAAUUAUAAAAUUUAAAUCUCCAAUAAUAAUUCCCCCAGCUUAUGAUACAUCAGCAAAUAUUUCUGAUGUAAAUUUGAAUAAUCCAAUAAGUUAUUUAGACAUUUAAUUUAAUACAAGAGAUGAUAUUAAUAACAUAUUUUGGACUUCUUCUUCAGGAUGGACAAGAGUACUUGGUUGGCCUCUUAAUUUAGGCUUCACUGUAACUGCUGGUCAGAAAACGUUUGUUCCAUGUAAAGCUUAUUCAGGUUUAAUACCGAAAGAAGGUGAAAAAAUUCUCUGUUAACUUAUUCCUGCUUAAGAUUACACAAUAUAUACUCCAGCGAUUGUCCGAGUUUAUAAUUUUCAAUCAGUUGCCAAAAACUAAAUUAUAGAGUUACAUUUGCUAUCUAUUUUAGGACAAAUACAUGGCGGAAAUGCCGGAUAUAUAGACGUUGGAGUAUUUCAAUAAAUGGGAGACGGCAGCUUAGUCUGGAUUAUUGAGCUAACCAGAUUUGCAAUCGGUGGUCCUUCCUGGAAAUAUUAUAACCAAUACCGUUUAUAUGAAACUGAUUAAAUAAAAAUAACUCCAAAUCAAGUCGGAGCAUAUUCAGAAUGGCUAUUUACAUUUAAAAGCCUAUAAUAUAAAAUUCCAGCUAUCCCCGUGGAUGUAGAUUGUCCUGAAAUAAGAACAGCUUUAACUAGUUCUAUAGAAUUCGCUGCAGGAACAAUUUUUGUAUUGGAUAUUCCUAAAAAUUAUUUCGAAUUGAAAGACGAUGGAAGAAUAUAAGCCACUUUUUCGAAUAUUCCAAUGAAAAUAUGGGUAUAUGAAGAGACAAAUCAAAUAUUCUUAAGAAUUGAAUAAACAGUCCCUUGUACAGGAGCCAAUGAACUCAAAAUAACUCAACUAAGGAAUGCUGCAUAUUAAUUUUUGACUCCAUAUUCAUUAAAAAUUACUAGUUAUCGUAUAGACAAAUAAAUUAAAAACACUUUCAGGUUUAACAACAUCUCAUCACCUACUCCAGGUGAAUUUGUUACUUUAAGUUUAGUUUUAUCUAAAUACUUUGCAGAUGAAAGAUAUGUUACAUAUACAUUCUCCUUCACCCCUUCCUAUAAUAUUCAUUUAGGUUCCAAAAUUACAAUUGAACUCCCAAAUAGAGCAGAUAUAACUUAUAAUGGUUUAGGAACUUCUGUUCCAAAAGAGCUUUGUGUAGUUUCUGAUUAAAAUCUUCUUGAUUAAUCUUCAUGUGUAAUGGGUCCAUCUUUACUAACUCUUCUAGUAAAAUCGAAUAUCGCAGAAUAAACACCACUCUCAGUCUAAAUUAUAGGUACAAGAAAUCACCCUACUUUCACAGGGCGUACAUUAUCUAAUGAUUUUUCUAUUUCUAUAUAAACUCAAUCUCCUUAUACUAUUAUGCCUUAUUUUAUAAAUUAAGGAAAUUUCCCAGUUAUUACUUUCUUGAAUAAAAGAGAAACAUCUUUUCUUUAUCUCACUAUGUUUGGUACUUCUUACUUUAAUAAAGUCUAAUCAGAUUAUACUUUCACUAUUUAAUCUUCUUCUGAUCUUCCAAUUGGAGGUUUUAUUUAUUUAUAAUUUCCAAAUGAUUUUCUUACUGAAUAUCCAUCUUUAAAUUCUAUACCACCUCCAACAUCGAUAUAAGGUUCAUGGACUGUCGAAUCAUUAACUUAUGCAACAAUAUGGCAAUAAGCUGGAGCAAAUUAUCUUCUUAAAAUAACUCCGAAUUUUGCUUGGCCAUCUCGAGGUUCCCUAACAUUUAAAUUUAAUUCAUUUAAAAAUCCCUAAAUAACUUCUAUUACAAAUCCAUUCGCCUGCUACACAAUUUAUGACAAUAAAAAGUAGGACCAAACCGAUAUAAACGACAAUUCUUUAAAAUUUAACUUCUAGCCUAAGCCAGCCGAUCUUUAAGUAGGCGCAUUUUCCUUUACGCCCCAAAACGAGGGUUCUUUAUCCACAUAUAAUUUCCCUUUAACCCUUCCAUCUCCCCCAAUUGGAACUACUGUAACUUCCUAAAACCCAUACUAUUUAGAUUACAUAUUCGACACAACUGUAUAUGGUUAAACCCUAACAACAAUCGACUAAACGGUUCCUUGUAAAAUCAAACUAAAAUCAUAAUCUAACUAUGCAGAUGCAUUAUGUACAGUCAAAAACGGAGUCCUUUCCAUACCAUUAACCUCCGACACUUAUUUAGGCAAAGAAAUUGAUGUCCAAAUAAAUAAUAUAGUAAAUCCUCCAGCUCCAACUUAAAUAAAAUCUCUUCUCCGUCAAGGGUCAUCAAUAAUCUAAUAUACAGACAACGCUGCCUCAGUAAAUCCCAAAAGCCCUCCUUCAGAUUUAAAAAUGACACUUUUAGAAACUACUUCAACCGCUCUUUAAGCAAAAGCUUCAUAUACUUUUUGUGUAACACAUCUGAACUAAUAGGCUAAGACUACAUAGUUUACAUAUAUUUUCCAUCAUAAUUUUCCUUCAAAAGCAACUAUUAAUGCCAAAUUACUCCUCAGCAUGAAAACAGCAAAGUAACAUAUGACAUCCUAAAUUGUGAAACCUAACGCGAAUAAAAAAGAAUAGCCAUAAAAGGUCAAAAAAAUACCAAAAAUCUCGGCAUAAAUGCCAACCUCUGUUAUAAAAUUGAUGGUGUCCAAAACCCAUCAGUUCCCGGCAAUUCUGAUAACUUUAAAAUCCAAAUAUAUUCUCCUUCAGAAAAAAUCGUCAAAUCCGAAACAUCAGGCCUCACAAGUGAUAAAACAUAAUUCCGUUACUAAAGGGAAGGCUAUCAAAUCAUAGUAGGAUAAAUACCAGACAUUCCUCAAGGUGCAACUACAAACGAAAUUUCGAUUUAACUCGAACUUUCCGUUUCCUACUCCAUAGUAGCAUUCCCAGAACUCGAAAACUUUGAAUUUAUACCACCUAUAAUCAUAUUCGAUCCUACUAAAGGAGGUAAAACGUAAUAUUUUAAAAUAAAGCCUUUAAAAAAUGCUAAAAAAGGUCAAAAUAAUAUAUUAUGGCAUAAAAAAGAACAAAACUCCAUAAAUAAGUUCUCUGAAAUUCCCGACACUUAAUUCAAUUUACUCUCGUUUACUCCUGAAAAUUCCCUCAAAGCUAUCUUAUAGACUACAGUUUCGAGAGUUCCUUUACUAGGUACUUCCUUACCAAUAGAAAUUAAACUAAAUCAACCUUCGAAUAAGCGACUAAGUAUUUCCUACACUACAAAAAAAAAUCAAGACGACAAAUUAAUCUUCCAACCUCCCAUAAUGAUUUUUGAACCUGGCCAAAUUUCCUGCGCAUUCACUUAUACAACAAAAAUGGGCACAAUUUCAGAUUCCUUAUUAUUUUCUCUAGAUUAAGAAAGUGCUAAAUAUUUCGUUAUGCCCAAUAAAGAACUUUCCUUUGAAAUUCUCGACAUUGACAGAAAUCCUCCGACUAUCAUAAACUACUAUACAGUCCGAAUGGAUCGCACAUAUAUGUACUUAAGAAUUUCUUGUGACGAAAGCGUUAAUAUUUACUAUAUGCUAACAUUCCCAGGAACCCAAUAACCAUCCCAAAAAGAACUCAAAAAUUCGGACUUAAGACGAAUAUUGGGCACAAAAACUGACGUAAUAGAAUAUUUUGGUAAAAACUCAUCAUUUGUAUCACCCAUAACCACAAAUUAUAUAUAUUAUGACACAUAUAUAUUCAUAAAUGACCUUGAAGAAUAAACAGACUAUCUUUUGUAUUUCUUCGCAGAAGAUCUUUCGUUAAACUAAACUCCUAUGCACAAUUUUACAUUCACAACAUUUCCAAAACAUUUUCCGGCUUAUUUCAAAUUAAAGUUUAAAUAAAUAAUUCCUGAGGAUAAAAUUUUCGCCGCUUUUGGACUUAUAACUUCGUUACAAAAAGAAAGAUUCAAACUAAUUAAUAAACCUGAAAAAUUCAAAAUCGAAGGUGUCAUAGAAGAUGAAAUAAAAGAAAUUAUUGAUUAAGUUCCUAUAGAUUAUGAAUUCAUUCUUCUCCCAAAUAAAACUUCUAAUGAUAUCCGUCCUAUAGAAAUAGUUAACAUAUUAUAAGAAAACUACGAUAUUUUGCAAUCAGAACUUUAAGUUAAUGGUAAAAAUGUUCUCUUAGAAAAUUUCAAAAUAAACGAAAGUGCGCACUAGAUAUAUAAAAGCCCUCAAAAAUUCAAACAUAAUCCUGAAAUCAUUAAAAUUACUGAAGAAUCAGCCUCAUUUUAAAUUUAACUCUCCAAUCCCGGAUUUUGCUAUGCAAUUGUUAUGUUAAAAGAAUCUCCAAAGCCAACUGCUAAACAGCUUAAAUAUUUUCUAAACUCUACUAAUUACUUCUUACCUAUUGGAUAAUAUUUUUCUAAAGAAUAUGUUUUUAAAGAGGGGGUGGCUAAUGAUAAAUAAAAUGUUUUUAAUAUUUUCACUUUUAAUUCUCUUUAUGAUAAUUCUGAUUAUAUAGCCUAUUUUAUUGGAGAAAAUAAUUAGCUUGUAAAUCCUGAUCUUAUGGAUGAAAAAGAUAUCAAGUUCGUUCCUUUUAAAACUUUGAGAGAUAUUGUAGUUAUUCCUUCAUGGUUUAAACCUGAUAUGUCUAUUUAAUAUGGAUUUAUUUUAGAAUAGAUAAGU
Ichthyophthirius multifiliis is the source of this 9593-nucleotide messenger RNA. RefSeq lists its product as hypothetical. The transcript is spliced from 8 exons. The record is from RefSeq and is a predicted model, not a curated record. NCBI's taxonomy places the organism in Eukaryota, Ciliophora, Oligohymenophorea, Hymenostomatida.